AUGGUGAAUUGUGCUGCACUGACUCACAGGCAAGCGAUAGGGCCGGCUGAUAAGAUGUUACCUAUAACCUACUCAAACUCCUCCGCCGCCGUAGACGGAAUAUCGCCGUCGUCAUCGUCGGAUCAAUCACGCCGGAGCAAAAGCAGAUUCAUCAGUAAACCUUCAUGGCUCCUACUCUCGAUAUCUGAUAUGGAGGAUAAAAUACAAUCAAUCAACGGAGAAGACAAGCCAGACACCUUCGGUGAACGCGCCGAUUUCUACUACCGGAAACGCCCUGAACUUCUCUCCCUCCUCCACGACCUCUACAAUCGCUACCUUCACUUAGCCGAUCGCUACACCCGCACUCUCUCCAAACACCACCACCACCACCACCAUGAAUCACAACCACCUAGUCCGAUUUCAAUCCACACCACCACCGAUUUCUCCGACGACGCUCAAACAACCUCCAUCUCCUACCACCCCCCUGAAAAACAAGCUCCCUCAGAUCUCGUAAUAUCCGAACUCGUAAUCAAGUUUAUCGAAUACGAUUUCAUGGUGGACGAGUUAAAGGUGUCCGAUUCGAUUCAGGAAGAAUCGAGGAAGAAGAUCGAGUUACAGAAAAGUUUGUUAGAUGUUUUGGAAUCGGAGCGUGUAGUGUUGACAAACGAAAACUCUCGUCUCGCUUCGGAAUCUCUCUUCAUGAAACGUAAAGCAGGUGAGCUUGCUCGAUGUGUGUUGCUCGAACGAACCGAAGAUCAACGUGUGUUUAUUCUCAGCCGUAAGAUCGACGAUCUUCAAGGUCAGAUCUAUGAAUUGGAGAAACGAAACAAAGAGUAUUACGAGAAGUUAAUGAAACAAGGUAGCAAGGGAACUGAAGGAAAGAAGAGUAAUAUUAGUAUUAAUAUAAAGCGGUUGAUGGUGGGAGGUGGUGGUGGUGGUGGAGGAGGAGGUGGCGGUGGUGGGUGGAGUAGUAGUAGUGUGAGUUGGAGUGGUGGGGAAGAUGAGAUGGGUUGUUCGAUGAGUAGUACAAGUAAUAGUAGCACAUGUACAAGUCUGGCGCAGGUGAUGAAGGACAAGAAGGGUCCACGUGGCGGGGUGGGUGGGAAGAAGGUUAGUGGGUGGUGGGACCGGGUGAAGAAGUUUGAUAUGUUUAUGUGUGGGCCACAUCUUGAUGUUACUUGCUGA
Molecule: messenger RNA, 1164 nt
Organism: Lactuca saligna
Lineage: Eukaryota; Viridiplantae; Streptophyta; Magnoliopsida; Asterales; Asteraceae
Source: the annotation of a GenBank genome assembly